Messenger RNA from Notothenia coriiceps (black rockcod), 1916 nucleotides. Its product is annotated as inositol 1,4,5-trisphosphate receptor type 3-like. The annotation marks the transcript as partial. Gene Ontology annotation, molecular function: inositol 1,4,5-trisphosphate-gated calcium channel activity; inositol 1,4,5 trisphosphate binding; calcium ion binding. Gene Ontology annotation, biological process: release of sequestered calcium ion into cytosol. Lineage: Eukaryota; Metazoa; Chordata; Actinopteri; Perciformes; Nototheniidae. Gene Ontology annotation, cellular component: endoplasmic reticulum membrane; plasma membrane; sarcoplasmic reticulum. The transcript has 15 exons. The record is from RefSeq and is a predicted model, not a curated record.
GUGGUGGUUGGAGACAAAGUGAUGCUGAACCCGGUGAACGCUGGGCAGCCGCUGCACGCCUCAAACUACGAGCUGACCGACCAUCCAGGCUGCAAAGAGGUGAACUCUGUGAACUGCAACACCAGCUGGAAGAUCAACCUGUUCAUGAUGUUCAGCGACAACAGAGAGGAAGUCCUCAAAGGAGGCGAGGUGGUGCGUUUGUUUCACGCCGAGCAGGAGAAGUUUCUGACCUGCGACGAGUACAAGAGCAAACUCCACGUGUUCCUCCGAACGACUCUGAGACAAUCUGCCACCUCAGCCACCAGCUCCAACGCUCUGUGGGAGAUCGAGGUUGUCCAUCAUGACCCUUGUCGUGGGGGGGCGGGACAUUGGAACAGCCUCUAUCGCUUUAAACACCUGGCCACCGGAAACUACCUGGCUGCUGAGGAGAACCCGGGAUAUAAAGGAGACAGUGCAGAGCCGGCAUCUGUAGUCGACAGCAGUCGCAGCAAGCGCUCCCACGGCGAGAGGAUCAAGUACAAGUUGGUGGCGGUGGCUCAUGGGAACGACAUCGCCUCGCUGUUCGAGCUCGACCCGACCACGCUGCAGAAGACCGACUCGUUCGUACCACGAAACUCGUACGUACGGCUGAGACAUCUGUGCACCAACACCUGGAUCCAGAGCACCAACGUCCCCAUCGAUAUCGACGAAGAGAGACCCAUCAGACUCAUGUUAGGAACGUGUCCCACUAAAGAGGAUAAGGAGGCGUUUGCCAUCGUCUCUGUUCCUGUGAUGGAGAUCAGAGAUCUGGACUUCGCUAACGAUGCCAGCGCCAUGCUGAGCACCGUGGUGGACCAGUUCGGACAGGGCUUCAUCAGCCAGAACGACCGCCGGUUUGCCAUCAAGCUGCUGGAGGACGUGGUUUUCUUCGUGGCUGACGUCAUCAACAGCGGGCAGGCGGUCCUGGAUGUAAACAUGUCCAAAGCCAACCGAGAGAGACAGAAACUGAUGAGAGAACAGAACAUCCUCAAACAGAUCUUUGGCAUCCUGAAGGCCCCCUUUAAGGACCGGGGGGAAGGGGAGGGUCCUCUGCUGCGUCUGGAGGAGCUGGCGGACCAGAAGAACUCUCCCUACCAGUACAUGUUCAGACUCUGCUAUCGAGUCCUCCGACACUCCCAGGAGGACUACCGCAAGAACCAGGAGCACAUAGCGAAGCAGUUCGGUGUGAUGCAGAGUCAGAUCGGUUAUGACAUCCUGGCUGAGGACACCAUCACCGCCCUGCUGCACAACAACCGAAAACUGCUGGAGAAACACAUCACCAAGACCGAGGUGGAGACCUUCGUCAGCCUGGUCCGCAAGAACAGAGAGCCCAGGUUUCUGGACUACCUGUCAGAUUUGUGUGUGUCCAACAACGUGGCCAUCCCCGUCACUCAGGAGCUCAUCUGUAAAUGUGUACUGGACCCCAAAAACCAGGAUAUCCUCAUCAAGACAGAACGUCGUGUCCCCAAAGAUGCGAUCCCUGGUGGUGGAGAAUACAUCGGGAUGGAAGACUAUGGAGAUGAUGACGAGGUGUGGCUGGUGUGGACAGACAAGACCAAUGAGAAGCAGGAGAAGGGCAUCAGACAGCUGGCUCAGGAGGCAAGACAAGGGAACGCUCACGAUGAGAAUGUCCUCACCUACUACAGGUACCAGCUGAAGCUCUUUGCCCGGAUGUGUCUGGACCGUCAGUAUCUGGCGAUAGACGAGAUCUCCAAGCAGCUGGAUGUGGAGCUCAUCUUCCUCUGCAUGAUGGACGAGACGCUGCCCUUUGACCUCCGGGCCUCCUUCUGCCGCCUCAUGCUCCACGCCCACGUAGAUCGGGACCCUCAGGAGCUGGUGACCCCUGUGAAGUUCGCUCGCCUCUGGACCGAGAUCCCCUCCUCCAUCACCAUCAAAGA